AUACUGUAUAGCGGUUAAACGAACUGACUGCGUUAUGUCCAAUAACGGUGAACAAUACAUACUUUAUCCUGGAGAAGCUGAAACAAUUAUACAGUCAAUGAAGUUUGCAAAAUAUGAAGAUUAUGGUUCAGAAAGAUGGUUCAAUUACCAUGGCUACUUGAACAAACUGAAUAUGCAGGCGAUAGCUUCAGCUCAUGCUCAAUCGGAUGAAUUUAUAAAAGAAUUUCUUGUUACUUAUCAAAAAUACCAAUUCUAGUUCACGAUUUAAUUAUGGUGGAACUAUGGAAGCGAAAGGUUAUCAGAAUUUUAUUCAGUAAUAAGGAAGAACCUACUUCAGCAUUCCCCUUGUAUACCAUAAUUUACCAUGAAUUAGUUGUGGCAAACUUACUCGAAACUGUGACCUAUCAUAGUGACGCAGUGGAAACUUUCGGAGAAUCGGUUACUGACUUGGUUGAUUGGUGUUAUCGAUCUUUAUGUCAUCUCGUUGUCCACUCUGUCUCAGAAAAGGAGAAGUCAGUAUAUUUCGAGUUGAAAAACAAGGUUAGCGAAGCUAGUAAUUUGGAGGACUUGGAUCGUCAAAAUAAAAUCAUAGAAUACGAAAAAGGUUUCAAGGCUAUCACCAUUAUCAGACAUUUGUUUGAAAACUGUCUAAAUUCAAACAGUUCAUUGCCUCUAGGUGUUGGACGUCGUUUACUGUAUACACAUGAUAUUCCUAUUGUACUUUGUCAGUUACUUGAGCAAAUGCCAUGGAUAGUAAUUGGUUUCGAUAGAAGUAGUAAACAGUGCCGUCAACAUAUUUGGCAAGAAAACGGAUCAUGGAUUCCGGAUGACAAAAGUUCAUGUAUUGUUCACAAAUCAGAGGCACAGAUUUGGUUAUGUCUGUUUCAAAUUCUCUUGGCAAAUAAUUCAUCUCUAAAAUAUGAUUGUUCCAUUGGUCAUCGAAGAGCAGCUCUCAUGAAACUACGUCCUUUUCUUACUGAAACAAAGCUGGAUGUCUUACCUGUUUUGAUUGACCUACGACGAUUUCUGGAGCAUUUAAGUCUGAGUGAAUCUUGUGGGGGCACGGCAGACAAAACCAAUAUGUGUCUUGUUGAACUUGUCCCAGAAAUCCAUGAAUCCCUAGUUAACAAAUACAAAAAUAAAUGGAAGAAGCUUACUGUAUUGUUUAUAGAACAAACGGAAUCUAGUCGAGGAAAAGAAGCGGCAAAAAAAGCUGCAGUCCAAUGGACUGAUGCAUUCUCCGAAGAACAUCUCAGUCAACUGUUUUCUACCUCACUAAGUGAUUCAGGUGAUAAUCCUUUAUACCCAGCACCAAGAUGUCCAACAUGCGGAGAAGUUGCUUCGAAAAGAUGUUCCAGAUGCCGUCAGGAAUGGUACUGUGGGCGAGAAUGCCAGGUAGAACAUUGGCCAAGACAUAAGAAGGCUUGUGACUUAUUGGCGGAAGUAAUAACUUCUGACAAAGACACGCAGUAGACCUGUACUUCAAAUGUAAGUGUUACUACUAACUGCCGUUAUAAUAAAAUUGUAAGCAACGUUGUUUGAAGAUUUAUCGUUUGAGCAUCAGCAAUCUGAGAAGAAAAAGAAAAGAUGAAUCCAAA
Messenger RNA from Heterobilharzia americana, 1598 nucleotides. The record is from the annotation of a GenBank genome assembly. Lineage: Eukaryota; Metazoa; Platyhelminthes; Trematoda; Strigeidida; Schistosomatidae.